GUGACGUCACGCACGUCAUCGGACAAAGAAUUCUAAGAAUUUGUUACUUGUCAAAGUCCAAAAAUUUAUACAAAGAUAGGUCAUAAUCUAUAUAUGACAUACUCAUCGUGUUGAAGAAAUUAAAAAUCAAAUGGCAGAGGCUGUUAUUGAAAUUGAUGAUAGUACUAAUGUUUGUCCUGUUUGUGAUGAUCAGUUUCCGAAAGAUACUAUACAACAGCAUGUAGAAACACAUUUCAAUAAUGAAGACAAAAAUGAUAGUGAAAACACUAUUAAAGCUAGAUGUACGUCUCCAGCAUCAGCCUGUAAGAGGCAGUCUGAUCAAAAUGAGAAAGAUGAGAUGCUAGCAAAACGUUUGCAGCAGGAAGAAAUUAAAGAAGUGGAAAGGCAGAAAGUGAAGGAAAAUGAGGAAUUUAAAAAAUUGCAGCAAAUGUAUGGAAUGAGUUCCGAAUCCGACUAUGUGAAGCAAUAUAAUCAGUCAUUGGAUAAAGAAGUCUCAAGGAAUAAACUGUCAAUGGCUGAAUAUCAUUCAAAAAAAGAAAAAUUGUUUGAUUCACUCUUGUCAGGAGAAGAGAGUGGAGAGUCAUGUACUAAAGGUGUGGUCAGUCAAUUACAACAACAGAUUUGUGCAAGAGGACCAUUAACAAACCACUUCAUUAGAUUAUGUUGUCCAACGGAUCAUUUUUCAAGCAGUUAUGGGGACAAGAGUUGGGGAUGUGGUUAUAGAAACUUACAGAUGUUACUAUCUGCUUUAAUUAAAUUAGAACAUUAUAAAGAAGCAGUUUUAAAAGUUUGUCAAACUAUUCCUUCAAUUCCAAGAAUUCAAUGUUUGAUAGAAGAUGCCUGGCAUGAUGGCUUUGAUCAGGUAGGUGCUGCACAACUUGGUCAUAAACUUACGGAAACAAAGAAAUGGAUUGGAGCAACUGAAAUCACAGUGGCACUAAGAUUUAUGAAUCUAAGAACCCAUAUUGUUGAUUUUCAUCAACCAACAUCUGCAGAUGGGACACAUCCAGAACUUUUUGCUUGGGUUAAAAGAUAUUUUUCCAAAGGAGUACCUCAAAUCCCAAUAUACAUUCAGCAUCAAGGCCAUAGUCGGUUGGUUGUCGGUUUCGAGGAACGUUGUAUGAAGAAAAAGACAGAACAUUUGAUCCUUUUCGACCCCUCUAACUCACCCAAGCAGAUGCAACAGUUGUUUGGAAGCCAAAGGCAACAAAAUGCUGGUUUUAACUUGCUUAGAAAAACUACAAACCAAAUAAAAUCCAAGCAAUACCAACUUGUUUAUGUGGAUGGCAUUAUGAAUGAAGCUGAGAAACAAGGUAGUAAAGUUCUUUCAUCAACAAGAAUACCAUAAACAUUAAAGAGAUAUAUUACACUAGUAA
Molecule: messenger RNA, 1376 nt
Organism: Dendronephthya gigantea
Lineage: Eukaryota; Metazoa; Cnidaria; Anthozoa; Malacalcyonacea; Nephtheidae
Product: zinc finger-containing ubiquitin peptidase 1-like
Exons: 9
Coding region: 131-1348 (405 amino acids)
Source: RefSeq, a predicted model, not a curated record